CUAGCAACGCAGCAGACGACUUACUUUUCAAGAUCUAGACUACACCUGAAGACUAUUUGAUAUUGUGUUAAGAAAGUUUAGGGUUCUAACAAGUUGAAAUACUAAAAUGUCAAGUGACAUGGAUAUAAAUGAGCUGGAAAAACUUAUUAACAGCUUGGAAUUUGAAAACCAGUGUCAUGUUAAGCUUAUAGAGAAGGAAAACCAACUAAUAAAUAAUUUGGAAGCUCAAAUUUAUGAGAACAAUGAACAAACUAGAAAGCUUGAAGAAGAUUUGUCAAGAUAUGAUGAGGAAACCAAACGAUUGCACAAACAAUAUACACACAACAGGGACAAUAUUGAAAGCCUUAAGCAAACCAAGACUGUAAUGAUGGAUCAUGAACUUGCUCUGAUUAAACAGUUAGAGACAUUAAAAGUAAAGACUGAUGAAAACAGCAAAUUUUAUAAAGAGCAUGUUGCAAACUACUCAAACAUAAGAGAUGACUACAUGAGGAAAUACAAGGCUUUUCCCCUUGCUAUGAUACUUCAGGAAAACAUGGCAAAACUAGAAGAAAACAAAGUGAAAGUAAAACAAACAGGAGAGGUUGAAGCUGAACUUAAGGCCAAAAUAGCAUCUAUUGAAGAUGAGUUGGAUUCUAAAGUGAUGACAAGGAUUAUGGUGAAAAUUGCUAAAACUAAAGCUGCAACAAAUUGUUUAGAAAAAGAAAUCCAGGAGUGUCUUACUGAAAAGACUCUACUAUUAGAAAAACUUUCAGCUAUCCAGGAGAUCAAUCAGAAUAAGUAUCCCCAGCCAAACUCAUCAAGUAAUGAGGAAGUAGAGGAAAUGAACAUAGAGACAGACACACUACACAAAGAUACUGCUGUUGAUGGAUCUGACAUCACUACCUUUGCUAACAUGACAAUAGACGAUGUAGAAGCCACUCAAAGCUUGGAUAAAGAUAAGGAAACUUCUCCUCAGUCUGGACAUAAUGAACAAAUAAGAGAGGUUGCAGAUGAAGACUAUGUAAUGAGAGUAGAAACAAACCCAGUGUCAUUGAGGGAGUCACAGAUAAAAGACCAGCAAGCACAGAUGUGUGCUAACAACACAGCUGUAGCAGAAAGUAACAGGAUAGUCACUAGUCAACACUUUAAGAAAUGGGAUAACAUUACAUCUCAGAAUAAAGAAAAACCAGAGAGCAUUAGAUCACAGGAACGUCCAGCCAGUCAGGUACAUGUCAUGACAGCAGCUGGAGAUGCUCCUAUGUUGACCAGUCUUCCUGUUAGGUCCUCCCCACAAACUCCAGUCUCCUCACUGCCAAGGCUAAGGGCGAUUCCUAGGCCUUUUGUCAAGCCUACACUUGUAAAGGAUCAACAACCACAACAGCAAACUCAACAGACACCACAGCCAACCAGGAUUCCUGUUCCUCAUUUUGUUAAGAAUACCACUGUAAGUCAUGCUUCAGAAACCAACAUGGAGAAACCAAAUGUUGUGAGACAGCCUUCCUCAUUCAUGCCUAGGUUGAACUUGCCCAGACCACCACAAAUAAAUCUACUAGCCAAACCAUCACCUCGCUUUCAGCCUGCCCAUGUGCUUGGUAUAGAACAUACCAAAGAGGGAACAAAUCAGACAAAGUUAGAGAUGGUAAUGUAA
Molecule: messenger RNA, 1627 nt
Organism: Physella acuta
Lineage: Eukaryota; Metazoa; Mollusca; Gastropoda; Physidae
Source: RefSeq, a predicted model, not a curated record